CUCGCAUGUGCAGCCCACCCCUGAUGUGUAAGCUAAACCCCCACCUCUUGUUGUCCCCACGGUAAUACCGAGAUGGAGAUAUAGAGAGACGCGUCCUGCGGGUUGACACAUUACAGAAGAAAAGCUGUUGAUUUCGCGGGUUGAAGAAUUUAUUGAUGAACUUAAUUCAUUCUUAAGGUCUGAAUCUCCUCGUUAUCUUUUGUUUCUUUUCAUUACUGAUUUUAUAACCGCCAACCUGAAGUUCAUCGUUGUCAUUUUGGCCGCCGGGAUGGUGGCGUUUAUCGGAGCGGUCAUCUGCAUCAUCGCCGCGGUCCACAGCGGAUCUCCACCGGCGUCCGCGGCCGCAGCGCAGCCCCUAGCCGACAACCAGUCACUGUCACCGGGCGCAACCGGGAAGGCGUUUUCCUCCGGGUCCGUCGCCCGAGCAGGACCGCUGGACGCUCUUCACGGUACUGAUGCGACAAGUAGGGAACGAGGAGGACCGGAGGCGCCAACAUUCUACGGUUUAACAGGACUAGGGACCGGAGGAAGCGAACAGCAGGUUACCUACAGCAGACUUAUCUGCACCCCUGUUCCCGCUGGUGAGUGCAACCCGAAAAACUUUGAGCAACAAGCAGACGACCAGUCGUUAUACGCGGGAGAGGAUUGGGGGUACCUCCGCACCACCGCCGAGGAGCUCCGGCAGACCGUCCUACAGCAGAAAGAUGAGAUCCUCACGGACCAGAGAACCAUACGAGAACUAACGGGAAAGCUUUCGGAAUGCGAGAGCGGUUUGAAAGGACGGAAGGUCCCAGAACGGAGCGCAGGACUUGGGGAUGCGCGAAAAAAGAAUAAGGAGCAACUCAUGAUGCGGGACGAUGCGGGAUCAUCAAUGCGGACGGCUCAUGCGGUGGAGGAGCUGGUGCAUGCCAUAACUCAAAUGAAAGACCGCAUUGAGAAACUGGAGUCUGAAAUGGCACCACCAGCGUUCAAUCACACCGAUACAAGCUCACAGAAAGCAGCAGGUACUGCCUCUAGCACUGCCCGUACACCAGUGGCAGCUGCACAGAGACGAGUGGAGGACCUGGAAGGAGAACUGAAGAGAAAGAUAAAACUGCUGGAGGAAGAGAGGAAAGCUCUGCGCAAAGAGACACAGAAACAUCAGGAGCAUAUUGAUUAUGGACUGGACACUGUACACCAGCGGAUAAGCAGCCUGGAGAAAGGUCUCUCUGAGAACAAGUUUCCAGAGGGUUACAGGCUCUCGUUCCCUGUACGGAGCACUUCCAUGUAUGCUAUCAUAAAGCAGGAAAUCCCUGUCCUCCACACUUUGACUGUCUGCAUGUGGCUCAAACCUGCAAAGAGCAUCUUGGGAACAACAGUUUCUUAUGCUGUUUCUGACCAGAGCCAUGAGUUUGUGCUUCAGCAGUUGGUUCAUGGGCCCAUCGAGCUCAUCAUUAAUAAUGAGGUGGCGCAGUUACCUCUCAACUUAACAGUGGGCAGAUGGCAGCAUAUGUGUGUGAGCUGGAACCGGAGAGCUGGAGCAUGGCAUGCCUACCUAGGGGGCAAGCUAAAGAGUGAAGGAAGUGACCUGGCAACCCGUCACAGCAUCCGACGGGGAGGAACUCUUAUACUUGGCCAAGAACAGAGCUCAGUGGGUGGUCUUCGUUUCGAGGCGUCGCGGGCUAUGGUGGGAGAGCUGUCUCAGUUUAAUAUGUGGGACCGACCGCUUUCACACACAGAGCUCUCUGCUCUUGCCCACUGCAGCACAGGGAUGCUGGGUAAUGUAGUCCCCUGGACCAGCCGUGAGGUAGAGGUUUUCGGAGGCGUCACCAAGCAACCGGCCUGAACAUUGCGAGCAUCGCACCAGCGUCACACAGUAAUGGUCACCUGAGGGGUUGUUUAAAGGGUCAGAGAAUCAAAGAUGGGGUUUCAGAAUUGGAAAAGAUUCAUCAGAAAACCACGCCACCAUCAGAUAUGUAUGUUGAUUUCAAGGCAAAGUUUUUUAGUGGUGUUUGCUGAAACAAGCCUCACUAUCAUUACAGCUCAGGGGUAGUGAUUUGAACAAACCCCUAACUCUAAGUGUUCAAUUUCAGCGCAUAGCUCGUCCCACACCAUCUGUGCUACAAACAAGAUUGAUACCUCAAACUGUGCGACUAGUUGAGGAAAAAUGUGCUCUUAUUUUUCUAAGCAAGCCAAGAAAUUUUCACUUGGUGGAUCAUAAAAUGGGUACAAAUAUCCUAUAGACCUAAGGUGAUGAUACACAGGGCAACUUUUUAAGCAAUGUUGCUGAGCGAUGUUGCCGAGCGAUGCUGCUUGGGCACUUUCCCAUUGAGAAUGGGCAACAAAUUUCGAUCUAAAGUAUCCAAUAGGAAAGUGCCCAAGCAACAUCACUUUAAAGGGUUAGUUCACCCAAAAAUGAAAAUAAUGUAAUUUAUUACUCACCUUUGUUUAUCUUCGGAACACAAAUUAAGAUAUUUUUGAUAAAAUCCGAUGGCUCAGUGAGGCCUCUAUUGACAGCAAGUUAAUUAACACUUUCAGUGCCCAGAAAGGUACUAAAAACAUAUAUAAAACAGUUCAUUUGAAUACAGUGGUUCUAACUUAAUAUUAUAAAGUGACGUGUCAAACUGCCAAACUGCUGAAAUCACGUGACUUUGGCGCUCUGAACCGCUGAAUCGAAACAAAAGAUUCGAAGCAGUGUUUUGAAAUCGCCCAUCACUAGAUAUUGUUGAAAAGUUGUUAUUUUGUUUUUUUGGAGCACAAAAAGUAUUAUCGUCGCUUUAUAAUAUUAAGGUAGUGGUUCACAUGAACUAUCUUAUAUCUAACAAAAAUAUCUUAAUUUGUGUUCUGAAGAUGAACAAAGCUCUUACGGGCGUGGAACGACAUGAGGAUGAGUUAUUAAUGACAGAAAUUUCAUUUUUGGGUGAACUAACCCUUUAAGUUGCAGUCACAUUUACUGUUGUUUGGUGAAUUUUCACAAGCGAAAUACAGUCAUUUCAAUAGGAAUCCACAUGAUCUGGAAUGUCAAAGUGAGGGCGAAAGUUUUCCCAAUGCAGAUUUCGCAACAAGUUCAAAUUGGUCAUGUGGAUUCGCCAUGUCGAGCAACAGAAAGCUUCUUGAUUUGAAAGUGACUUGUGAGAUAUUCUUUAUACAUCGCUGUAGACCUUAUUUGCCAGAGAAACAUGUGCGCCGCCAUCUUUAUAAUAUUGUCUUUGAACUUCCGUUUUUGCGGUAGCUCUGUAUAUUUCUAUGGUAUUGCUGUCAAAGAAUAACUAGCUGGUGGAGUAAAUUUACUUGUUGUAGAGUUAACAAAAGUUAUUGUGAGCAUUGUAUGUUUAAAGCAGAUGUCUUAACAAAUGUCAGUAGACCGGGAAGAUUUUAAAACGAUCAGUUCAUUCAUAAAUACGUAAGAUCGCUGUGGUAAUACAAACCGGAAGUCAAAAGACAACGAGCGCAGCGCUGAAAAGCGGCGGAGCUACAUAAGGUCUAUACUAUUGACAAAAGACUCUUUUGUCAGUGAAAUUUGGAUUCCAGCUAAAUUUCGGCAAAAUUUUGCUAAUGUGGCCACACCUAAGCCUUAUCUAGGGACCAGAAUAUCGUAUCCAGUAUCAUAGGCUCUUUACCAUCUAUCAAUGUCCUAGCAAUCACCUUAGCAAUAUACUAAAGACCAUUCCAAACACCUUAGCAACAGCAUAGCAAUGGCAACAGCCAAUGACACCGUAGCAUCGUGGGGGCGAGUUCUGCAUGAGAAAGUAUCACUCGUUUUAAAUUAUUCACAUUUUUUACUAGUUAUACCUUGUUGAACAUCUGAGUGGCAAACAUCAUUUGAUGUGGGAUCUUCAGUCUCAGUGCUUGAUGAAAGGAUUUAUUUUUUACCGCAGUUCAAAGCACAUGUUUGCAUACUCUUUCAGAUUUGUUGUUAUUUAUACAGUGUAGCCUAUUUGAUUGAAAUUAGUUUUGACACGCACACGCACACUCAAACAGCUGGGAAUUUGUUUGCUUUUAGUCUGCAGUUUUUUAUACUAGUUUUUUUUUUCUAUUCAAGUUUUUUUUUUUUUUUGAUGUUUUUGAAUCACACUGUUUCUAUGGUGAUCACUCCAACAGACUUGAAUUCUAUUGGUCAGGCCAGUCCUGGUUGAAUUCUCCUCCAUUAAAAACCCUUUAACAUCAUCAGAAUCACAUCGAAUUAGAAUGAACGACAGAAAAAGGAGCAGUUGAAGAAGGCAUUUGGCCAGACGAAUACUUCAGCAAUAUUUCAACGGAUAGCUAUUAACCUUUAAAGCCAUGGUUUUGAAACCCUUUAUAAUGUGGCAUCUUCAGUGACAUGCUUUCUGAGAACUGUUUUCAGCGUUCCUGUUAAACUUAAUCUGCAAAUAUCUACAGACAUACAAAUAUCUUCUCAUGCUGAGAAAUUAGCAUAUAUAGCCUAUAUAGAUUUAUACAAAAAUCUACUCAAAAAAAUUAUAUUUGUAAAAUAAGCAACAAACAUUCCAUAUGAUGAAUGUAUAAUAUUUACACCAUUAUAUGUGUAUCUCGCCAUCUAUCUAUUUCUCUUCAUAACUGUGACUGAACAGACAUCUCUUGAUAAAGAGCUUAUGUAAAUUACACCGCACAUAUGGUAUGCUUUAUGUGGAUUAUACUCAAAGCAUUGUUUAAAUGUAAAAUGCAGCAGGCUGAAAAUGCCUGUUUUGUGGCCUUGUCAAACACAAGAAUGCUGUCCCAAAUGCGCAAUCAUAUAUACUGACACAGAACUAGUUUCAUUUUGUGUAUGUUGCAAACAGUUGUUUUAUAGGCAUGUGGUUUGAGAUUUCGUGGCCAUACAAUUGAACUGAACAAGAUCAUCAUAAUGGUUGGGAAUUGUGUUUUUAAAAGUGUUUCAGAACUAAAUAUAUUUUCUUUCUGAUGUAUACUGUACUUGCUGUUGUUAGUGCAAUGCCUGUUUGUUUGCAUUUCAGUGGUCAUUUUGUGAUGUUCAGUUCUUUUAUUGUACAUGAACAAGCUUUAAAUUGUAUUCAGAAAGAGUGGUUUGCAGAUGAUUGUUUAAUACUGUUACCUUUUCUGGAAUAUAUUUGUUUUUGAAUGAAGAAAUACCUUGGAAGUUGGAUGUAAAGUUCUCUCUUUUUGCUUGAACAUUUUUCUACACUCUGAGGAUUUACUCAUUUAUAUUUUUCAAAUCUUUCUUCUAUCCUCUAAUGUUCAUUUCUUGAAUUCUGUCAGUGUCUUUGUCUGUGUUGAAAUGGAGAUCAAAUGCUUUAAUAUCUAAUAUGACAAUGAGAAUUAAAAUAUAUAGCACAAUAACAA
Molecule: messenger RNA, 5277 nt
Organism: Ctenopharyngodon idella (grass carp)
Lineage: Eukaryota; Metazoa; Chordata; Actinopteri; Cypriniformes; Xenocyprididae
Product: neuronal pentraxin-2-like
Exons: 5
Coding region: 269-1825 (518 amino acids)
Source: RefSeq, a predicted model, not a curated record